Molecule: messenger RNA, 3478 nt
Organism: Papilio polytes (common Mormon)
Lineage: Eukaryota; Metazoa; Arthropoda; Insecta; Lepidoptera; Papilionidae
Gene: ABCD
Product: ATP-binding cassette sub-family D member 2
Exons: 15
Coding region: 369-2651 (760 amino acids)
Biological process (GO): long-chain fatty acid import into peroxisome; very long-chain fatty acid catabolic process; peroxisome organization
Cellular component (GO): peroxisomal membrane
Molecular function (GO): ATP binding; long-chain fatty acid transmembrane transporter activity; ABC-type transporter activity
Source: RefSeq, a predicted model, not a curated record
CAGUCGUCUUUGUAUGUGCCAAAAGGUGAAGUGUCAGCUGUAUUUCAAAAUAAUAAUAAACUCCAGAAAUACCGUUUUGUGACUAAAUUAUAUAUUAGUGCUUUAGUAUAUAGUGUACUCAAUAUUCUAUACUGUUUUAGUAGAACUAUUAAGAAGUAUUACUACAAAGGUACUUAAAAAAGAUAAUCAAACGUGAAGUAUUUAUUGCGUAUAUUUUAGAAAAAUGGACGAACGAAUGAAGCACAGGCUAACAAUCACGUAAACAAAAGAAUCAAGAAUCAUUUUAAGUAAACAAAAUCUCUACUAAGGAUAAAUGAAUGAAGAAUUUAGAUAUAUUUAAAUUGAAUUUAUAAAAUUAUUUGUACAAUAUGCCGGCCAUAUUGACAAAGAUACGGGAGCAGGCGUUUCGAGUGCAGCCCAGCAUUGCCGUAGGGGUAGGCGUGGGCGUGGCUCUCGCCGCGUGCGCUGUCUACGCCAGGGAAAAGAAACAACCCCCACCCUGUCAUAACAACAAUAACUAUAAGGUGGUAAAGAAUGGGACACUACAAGCAAUGCAGAACGGGGGUGGAGAGGGUCAGGAGUGCGGGCGCUGCGGGGAGGAGCAAUGCGCCCUUUGUCGGGGGGAUGCUGACACUGACAACAAGCAGAACAUCGCGGAGGCAGACGAAGCCCCAACUCCUGAGGAACACGUGCCUGGCCUAAACUUAGAAUUCCUACGACAACUGCUGUCUCUAGUGAGGAUCAUGGUACCUGGUCUGCGCAGCCAGGAGGUGGCGUUGCUAGCAGCUCAUACGUUGUGCUUGUUCUCUAGGACCUUCCUCUCGAUAUAUGUCGCAUCACUGGAAGGGUCUAUUGUAAAACACAUAGUACAAAAAGACCUGCGUCACUUCACGUCACUUCUGGUACAAUGGUUCGGUAUCGCUGUACCAGCGACAUUCGUCAACUCGAUGAUCCGCUACUUGGAGGGUCGUCUCGCGCUCGCGUUCCGUACUCGUCUCGUCAACCACGCGUACGAAUUGUAUUUCAAGAAUCAAACUUAUUAUAGAGUUGCCAAUCUUGAUGCCAGGAUAGAGAACGCUGAUCAUAGGCUGACUGAGGACGUGUCCGUGUUCACGCAGUCGGUGGCGCACCUGUACAGCUCGCUUACGAAGCCCUGCUUCGAUCUGCUGCUGAUUGUCCUCACCCUCGCUACGUACUCCAAUAAGAUGAAGGGCAACAUCUUCAUAGGUCCAGGUAUAGCGACGGUGGUGAUCUGUCUCACUGGGCAGCUGCUGCGGCUGCUCAGUCCGCGCUUCGGUGCGCUGGCGGGCGAGGAGGCCCGCAUGCGGGCUAACCUGCGCCACGCCCACAGUCGCCUCAUCACGCACGCGGAGGAAGUCGCCUUCUAUGGCGGACAUAAGGUGGAGCUAGGCCAGCUGCAGAGCGCGUACAAGGAGCUGGUGGUCCAAAUGACGACGGUCUUCAACAAGAAGCUGUGGUACGUGAUGCUGGAGCAGUUCUGCAUGAAGUACGUGUGGUCUGGUACUGGAAUGGUCAUGUUGGCGCUGCCUAUCCUCACUGGCAGGCGGAGUGAUGAGAGCAACGACGAGGGCAUCAGCGCCCGCACGGAGUAUAUGACGACGUCCCGGAAUCUGCUGAACUCCGCCGCUGAUGCUAUCGAGAGACUCAUGUCCAGUUACAAGGAGGUGGUGACGCUGGCCGGGUACGCGACGCGCGUGUCCGACAUGCUGGUGGUGUUCGGGGAGGUGGCGCGCGGGCGCUGCGUGCGCGCGGUGCACGCCGCCCCCACGCACCCCGGCUUCCAGGUCACCUUCCGCGAGCGCCAGCCCGUGCCGCUAGGUAAGAUAUCGUACACCAGCGACCUGUCGAUCCGGCUCACGAACGUGCCGAUAGUGACGCCGACGUGCGACGUGGUGGCCAGCGGCGUGUCGCUGCAGCUGGCGCCCGGCACGCACCUGCUCAUCGUCGGCCCCAACGGCUGCGGCAAGUCCAGUUUAUUCCGCAUAAUAUCUGGCUUGUGGCCGGUGUUCGGCGGCGAGCUGGCGGUGCCGCGGCCGUGCGCGUGCGCGCACUGCGCCGGCGAGCCCGCCGCGCCGCCGCACUGCGCCUCCAGGCCAGUCAUGUUCUACAUACCGCAGAGGCCGUACAUGUCGGUGGGGUCGCUGCUGGACCAGGUGACGUACCCGGCGCGCGUGGAGGCGCAGGGGGCGGCGGCGGCGGAGGCGGAGGCGCGCGCGGCGCACAUCCUGCGCGUGGUGCGGCUGGAGGCGUGCGCGGCGCGCCUGGGCGGGCUGCGCGCCUCCGCCGACUGGCGCGCCACGCUCUCCGGCGGGGAGAAGCAGCGCCUCGCCAUGGCCAGGAUGUUCUACCACAGGCCGGUGUACGCGCUGCUGGACGAGUGCACGAGCGCGGUGUCGCUGGAGACGGAGCUGGUGAUGUACGCGGAGGCGGUGCGCUGCGGCAUCACCCUGCUCUCCAUCACACACCGCCCCAGCGUCUGGAAAUACCACACCCACGUGUUAGAGUUCGACGGCGUAGGGAACUGGUCAUUCCGUACUCUGGACAAAGACGCGCCUGUCCCCUCCCCUGGGCCCCCCUCCAUCACCUCCGAGACUACCCCCAGCCCGCCUGACAGUGGAGGGGAACAAUAACAAGAUAUAAACAUGUAAUUAAAUUUGCAGAGACUUAUUUGUCUUAUAGAUUCUUCUGUUUGUCGAUAAAUAUGUGAUUUUUAUAUAAAUUAGGUAUUUUUAGUGUUUAUUCAAGACACGAUCUAGGAAAUUUUAGUUAAGUUUUACUUUUAUAAAGUAAUUUUAAAUUUGUUCAGAAUUAAAUUCAACGAACAUAGUUACCAAAAGGUAUAUAACAGUUUUAAUCUUAUGGUAUUGUAAAUAAGGUUUAAAAUAAAUCGUAACUAAGGAUAAUAUACGUGCACUUUUAAUAAUUCUUAUUAAAAUAUUUGUAGUUUUCGAGUAACUCCAAUGGACCACAGAUUAUGUAAUUUUUCUUAAUAUAAACGGGUUUUUAAUCGUAAUUCAAAAUUAAUUUGUGUGUAUUCUACAUUAAGGUUAGAAUUUUAAAAAUAGAAUAUUGCCAGAUUAACAACUGUCAAGUUCAGAGGCUGUCAUUUCGUAAGGGAUAUGUCAUUCUGACAGUUUAGGUUAUUUUUUGACAGUUUUUUUUUAGUAUUUUGCGUAAAAACGAUUUUUGAGAUUUGUAUGUCGUAUACCAGUUAUUUAGUUUUGUAAAGAUACGUUUCUUAUGUGAUAUUUCAUUGUACUUGAUUGUGUGUGUAUAAUCAUUUUUAGUUACUUUAAGGUUAAAUGAAAUUUUUAAAGGCGCCUAGUUUACACAUGCAAAGUUUUUUGUACUUGUUUAAAAAUGCAAAUUUAUAAGUUAACUGCAAGUGUUUUUUUUAUAAUUAUGAACUUACUGACCUUGCUACAAAUCUAAUUUUACCGUUUGAUACUUUUUUUUU